Onychostoma macrolepis is the source of this 1930-nucleotide messenger RNA. Its product is annotated as histone-lysine N-methyltransferase SETD5-like. NCBI's taxonomy places the organism in Eukaryota, Metazoa, Chordata, Actinopteri, Cypriniformes, Cyprinidae. Bases 917 to 1930 code for a protein of 337 amino acids. Gene Ontology annotation, molecular function: protein binding. The record is from RefSeq and is a predicted model, not a curated record. The transcript is spliced from 11 exons.
UGUGUGUGUGUGUGUGUGUGUGUGUGAAUGUGUGCAUGUAUAUAUCUGUAUGUUUGUGUGUGAAUGUGUGCAUGUAUAUAUCUGUAUGUUUGUGUGUGAAUGUGUGCAUGUGUGUGUGUGUUGGUUUUUGUGGUUUACGAGGACUUUUGACCUGAAUACGCACCAGCAUUACAGGGACAUUUGGGUUUAUGAGGACAGGGACCAUGUCCUUAUAAUUCCGACAGUGUAGAUGCCUUUCUCUAUGUCCCAGAAGCUCCCUCUCAAAGUUUCGCGCCAUGUCCUUACAUACCACAAAACCCUGAAAUUUUACUAUACACAGUGUAUCCUCUGAGCUCGAGAGUGCGCCCUUGCAGCCCGGACCCGGUACUACACCCGCGUCAUCGAAAAUUUGCAUAUUUUACACUUGUGUAAGUUUGGAGGCCGCUGAUUGGCUAAUCGCGAAAACAAGAUGGCGCCAAUGGGCGGGGCUACAUUCGGCCGCUAUGUAGCUUCUAAGUGAGUUAAUGCAGUGUAUUAAUUAUUUAAACAUUAUUUUCUAGAAUUAAUCUAUUGUAUAUGAAUAUAUAAGUGCAUAGUGAUCCUGCAAUUAAACGUAUUCCUUAAAUUUCAUAUUAUAAAGUAUGAAACUGACUUGAAAGCUGUAAUCAGUCAGUUUAAUAUAGAGAAAUUAAUGUAAUGCUAUUAAUGUAAUGUUAAUCCUAACCGUAAAGUUAACACCAAGGCUUAUAGAUGGUUAUUUAAAUACAUAUUAAUAUUUUUAUUAAUAUUAUAAAUCCCGUUUACACGUGCUCUAAUCAGAGUGAGUGUGACGUUUUGUAACUUCCUGUUUGGACCUGACGGAAUCUGCACCUGAAGCGAAGACACCUGUGGUGUGAGGCUGUUUGAGACAACCAUUAUAUGAAAGCAGACACAUCAAAUGAUGGCUGAAGUGAAAAGGCGAAGGAGAAAGCCCAAGCCAAUGGAGGAGGCCGUACAGUUUUCACUUCUACAGAAAGACAAAAAUGGGCUUGAUGGCAGAUUCAUCAGUGAUUUUAAAGGGAGAGGCGUGUUCAGCUGUACUGAGUUUGAUAAAGGAGACUUCCUGCUGGAAUACAGAGGCGACCUCAUAAGCAAAGAAGAAUAUGAGCGGAGGCAAAGGAUAUAUCAUGAUGCACUUAAAGUUUUCAUGUUUGAGUUUCGCUACAACGGAAAACUCCUCUGUGUCGAUGCAGCCCGAGAUGACGGUUCUCUUGGGCGACUUGUAAACGACGACCAUAUUAACCCAAACAGCAGGAUUAGGACUAUCUCUGUGGAUGGAAAACCUCACUUAUGCUUAUUUGCGACAAGGAGCAUCUCUCCUGGUGAAGAGAUCACAUACGAUUACGGUGAUUCUGAGUGGCCAUGGCGAUGCACGGCUCAUAGUGAGGUUGAACCAUCCACUCACACUCUGUCCCGGUCAGAAGUCAGAGACCUAGAGAAGGCUCAUAGUGAGGUUGAACCAUCCACUCACACUCUGUCCCAGUCAGAAGUCAGAGACCUAGAGAAGGCUCGUAGUGAGGUUGAACCAUCCACUCACACUCUGUCCCGGUCAGAAGUCAGAGACCUAGAGAAGGUGGCUCCAAAGAAGGACCAGUUACCAUUGGAUCAGGACUGUGUUGAGAAGGCUCAUAGUGAGGUUGAACCAUCCACUCACACUCUGUCCCGGUCAGAAGUCAGAGACCUAGAGAAGGCUCAUAGUGAGGUUGAACCAUCCACUCACACUCUGUCCCAGUCAGAAGUCAGAGACCUAGAGAAGGAUGUCCAGUCCCUUCAUCGGUUCCUUGAGAAGACUGCACAUACGGCUUUUCAGAAACUAAAAGAGACGGCAUCUCCUCAAAGCUAUGCGGAACUGGCCAAAGCAACACUCGCCAGAAUCAUUGUGUUCAACCGCAGACGCUGGAGAGGUCUCUAA